This is a messenger RNA of Sitophilus oryzae (rice weevil), 2344 nucleotides long. RefSeq names its product myotubularin-related protein 2 (gene mtm). Gene Ontology annotation, molecular function: phosphatidylinositol-3,5-bisphosphate 3-phosphatase activity. Lineage: Eukaryota; Metazoa; Arthropoda; Insecta; Coleoptera; Curculionidae. The record is from RefSeq and is a predicted model, not a curated record. The transcript is spliced from 12 exons. The coding region runs from base 110 to 2035 and encodes 641 amino acids. Gene Ontology annotation, biological process: dephosphorylation.
AAUAAAUGUCAUACAAAAUACACAAUUUACGGUUUCUGUCAAUUUUUUAAUAACAUGAAGAUGUUUAGAAUUUAAGAAUAAAAAAGUGCUAAUACAAUUUAUUUAAAUAAUGAGUAGAAAAACUGGAAGUUUAGAGUUACUAGAUAUGGACGCAAAUCAUUUUAGUAAAGAGCCUUACAGGUCUGAAACGAAAAGUUUGAAUUUAGGGAAGGGCCAAGAUUCGACAAGUUGGGGUAAAAUAUCACCAAGUAAGAGUUAUUGCUCCUCUAGUUCAACAUCAACUGAAAAUGUUGUAUCGACACUGGAAAGGAAGAAGGCUCAGGCUUCAAAUGAUGCAGCUACUUUGAAUCGACCCGAUGAUCCUCCGUUGUUACCAGGUGAAAAAAUUACUGGCCAGUCAAGGGAUGUUACAUAUUUGUGUCCUUAUCAAGGCCCAGCCAGGGGUGUUCUUACUGUGACCAAUUACAAACUAUAUUUUCGUCCUUCUGAUAAGGAUUCUUCAAAUAUCAUUGAUGUCACUUUGGGUGUUAUUUCUCGAAUUGAAAAAGUUGGUGGUGCUUUAUCUCGAGGAGAGAAUGCUUACGGCAUUGAGAUAUUCUGUAAAGAUAUGAGGAACCUAAGGUUUGCUCACAAGCAAGAAAAUCACUCUAGGAGAAACGUGUUUGAGAAACUACAAAUGUUUGCGUUUCCACUGAGUCACAAAUUGAAAUUUUUUGCUUUCGAAUAUUCAGAAGUUUUUCCUGAAAACGGAUGGGCUGUAUAUGAACCAAUUGCUGAACUUAAAAGAAUGGGGGUUAAUAAUGAUAUGUGGAAAAUAACAAAGAUUAAUGAACGCUACGAUGUAUGUGAUAGUUAUCCAGCAGUUUGGGCUGUUCCGGCUCAAGUUACUGAUGAUGAUCUAAGGGUAGUUUCGAAUUUCAGAAGCAGAGGUCGGUUGCCUGUAUUAAGCUGGAUUCACACUGAAUCUCAGGCUACAAUAACGAGAUGUUCACAGCCAUUAGUUGGAGUUAGUGGAAAAAGGUGUAGGGAAGACGAACAUUACAUUCAGUUGAUUAUGGAUGCUAAUGCUCAGAGUCAUAAAAUGAUUAUAAUGGAUGCUAGACCCACUGCCAAUGCGAUUGCUAACAAAGCUAAAGGAGGAGGUUAUGAGUCAGAAGAUGCUUAUCAAAAUGCAGAACUUGUAUUUUUGGAUAUCCAUAACAUCCAUGUAAUGAGAGAGUCAUUGAGAAAAUUGAAGGAACUGUGCUAUCCGAAUAUUGAUGAAACGAAAUGGUUUAGUGGAAUUGAGUCUACGUACUGGUUAAAACAUAUUAAGAGUAUUUUGGCCGGGGCAGUUAGAAUUGUGGAUAAGGUUGAGAACCACAAAACAUCGGUGCUGGUACAUUGUUCGGAUGGAUGGGACAGGACAGCUCAGUUGACAGCCUUGUCAAUGUUGAUGCUAGAUCCAUAUUACAGGACCAUUAAAGGUUUUGAAGUUUUGAUAGAGAAAGAGUGGGUAUCUUUUGGACACAAAUUUCAACAGAGAGUGGGUUUGGGAGACGAUUAUCACAGCGAUGCCGACCGUUCUCCAAUAUUUCUCCAGUUUAUCGAUUGCGUUUGGCAGAUUACCCAACAAUUCCCCAAUGCUUUUGAGUUCAACGAACAUUUCCUUAUUACCAUCCUGGACCAUCUUUAUUCGUGCAGAUUUGGUACAUUUUUGUUUAACAGUGAAAGAGAAAGAAUGGCUGAGAGAAUUAAAGAUACUACGGUUUCCUUGUGGUCGUAUACAAAUUGUAAUUUAGAUCUGUACAGGAAUCCUUUGUAUUGGGCCAAUACUAAACAAGAGAAGGUGCUGGUUCCGAUAGCUAGUAUAAGACAUAUACAGUUGUGGAAGGCUUACUAUUGUAGGUGGAAUCCUAGUAUGAGAACUCAGGAUCCCGUGUAUCAACGAAUAAGAGAACUGCUAAAGCUAAAGGAACAGCUAGAAAACACUGCACAGGAAUGCCGAAGGGAACAGCAACAGAGGAUGACCCGAAGCAACGCUAGUCCCACAUGAUACGAAGCUAUACACGUGGCAAUUGCUUAAGACUGUUCAGAUUGCAGUAUUUUUACGUUCGUCUAUUGUUAAGUUUAGAAUUAUUAGCUUAGCUAACGUUCCGCUUUAAAAAGAAGUUUAUAUUUUAUAUAAAAAAAUUGUAUAAUUACUGUAUAGCACUGUUAAACAGAAAUGAAGUCGACUUGUACCAAAAUAUAGUAAUAUACGUCUAGGAUAAGUUUGUAUGAUUUUCAGUCUGUUAAAACGAAUUAAUGUAACUUUUGUUUUGAUCUAAUCAUUUCUAAUUUGUGAAUAUAUUUAUAUAGAGUA